AUGGACAAUCAGAAUAACCACAAUGGGCAUCAGUCCGGCCACCAGCAGGAUCAACAUCAACAACCUAUGCACCAGGGGCAGCAGGUGGGCCCCGGUGGUACACCAGGUCUGGCCCAGUCGCAAGGAAUGGGAGGGCACGAUCAUUCACAACAGAGCCAGGGACAAAGUGCCGGGGCCGGCAAUGGAGGCGGCGAAUACUCCAACCAUUCUAAUUACCUAGACGCUAAUUGGGCCUCGAGCUUCUUGAUGGACUCUAACCAAGAUAUGUUGUACGGCAUGGACUUUAGCGCCAGCAGUAUGGGGAUGGGGACGGGAGCAUCGAAUAACCAGAUAUACUCGCAGGGGAUGUACAUGCCAACAAGUAUGAAUGUAGGGAUGAUACCGAAGGGAUCAGAGCAACAGCAGGACCAUCAAAUUGCUCCGCAGCAGCAGCAGAACAUCCAACCUCAGAUGCAAAGCCAGCCUGCACUGGGCCCUGCUCCAGUUUCAAUUCUCCCAUCCAACAAGACUCCUCUUCAAACGCCGAACCAGACCUCGCCGCCACCUAAUAAUAAUGCAAAUAGUAGCACAGCAAGCAACACACCGGUGUCCACAAAUCCGUCCACUGCUGUUCCAAACAAGGGAAGUAAAAUAAGACGACCCUGCGACCACUGCCGUAGAAGAAAGACCAAGUGCGUGAUAAUACCGGGCACCAACAACUGUGCCCAGUGUGAAUCCAAGUCUUUGGUAUGUACUUAUAUUGACCAACCUGCAAGAAGACCACCAGGCAACGGCGCUUCAUCGUAUGCCGACGAAAACAACAACAACAAGAACAAUAAUAUCAACAACAACAACAACAACAACAACAGCAAUGACAAUAUCAAUAAUAUGAACUACAACCCAAACAAAAGGUCCAAGACCAGUAAAGACGAAAAUCCCAACUUGGCCAUUUUGCAAGCUGGAUCGUUAGGUGAAAAUUCUACGUCUCACCUUGGUUCUAUGAUGAAUCCUAAUGUUGUCAUAAGAGAUGUGUUGCCAGUACAAGACUACUCCAUGGUCAACAACUCCUUGCUCAAGAAAACCUUAUCUUUACAAUUCCCCAGGUCUUCAUUCUAUGUGGGGCCCACUUCGUAUGUUUAUGAUGUGAAUUUACUUAAUUUGAUCAUAGACUCUCAGAAUAAUGCUUCGAAGAACGAGAAAAAGGGGAAUACUAAUAGCAACGGAGGUAAAAUUGAACAAAUAAACUUGAGUGAGAAUAUAUCUUUACGUAAAGUGAGCGAGAAGACCCAAUUUGUGCUAAAGGACGACCAAUCACCACAGUCAUACCUGACGAUGUCCAAUGAUGUGGAUACUAUUGAAAAAUUCAUUGCUCCGCAUGGACAAAUAUUAAUUGAUUUAUAUUUCAGAAUCAUUCAUCCAAGUUACCCCAUCUUACAUAAAAAGGUUUUUCUAGAGAAAUAUUCGAGGACACAUAGAGAAUUUGGAGCACCAUUGCUUGCUGCAGUUUACGUUUUGGCCAUUCAAUGGUGGGAUUAUGACCCCCAGUUGAAUAGGUAUCCUAAACCUGACAGUGAAUUAAUAUUGAAGAUUGCGGUCAACAACUAUUUAUUAGAAAUAUUGAAGAGGCCCAAAUUGAGUGCAGUACAAGCUGGAUUAUUGCUAUUGCAAUGCAAACACAUAUUACAAAGUAGAAAUUUGGAAGAAAAUAAGUCAAAUAGAGGUGGGGCCCCGACUGCUAACAGCUUAGCACCUGGUGGGGAUGCUGACUUCAACGAUUGGGUGCUCUGCUCGCAGGUUACUUCAUUGGCUGAAGAGCUUGGACUUGGUCUUGACUGUCAUGGUUGGAAGUUGCCUAAGUGGGAGAGAGGGCUCCGUAAAAGACUAGCAUGGGCUGUUUAUAUGGAAGAUAAAUGGUUAUCAUUGAAAAAUGCAAGACCUUCACAUAUACAUAACGAAAAUUGGGUUGUUCUCCCGCUUGCUGAUGAAGAUUUCCCAGAGAAACAUGGUGAUGGUGAUUUGAAGGAAGGCUCUUCGGAUAUUGAUAAUGGUAAGAAGAUCUUCCGCAAUUUGAUUGACUUGACUAUGGUAUUGUCAGAUAUCGUGGAACAAUUUUAUUCCAUGAAGGCUAUGAAUGAGAUCACUGACAUUAAUCAGGUAUUGAGGUUGGCUAAACCUUUGCAAUUGAGGUUGAGGAAUUGGUAUCACUCUUUGCCAAUAGAGUUGCAAAUGAACUCUGUUCAACCUAGGAAGUUAUGUUCUAAUGGAUACUUGCAGUUGGCAUAUUUUGCUACUGAGUUGACCUUACACAGGAAAAUCGUCACUACUAUUUACCAGCAGUUCAAAACUUCCAAUCCUCCUGCCAAAGAAUUGGUCCAUGUGUGUCGUACAGCAGCCAAGACGAGAUUAUUAGCAUCUAUUGAAUUUGUUCGAGACUUGAAACCAGAACAUAUCCACUCCUUUUGGCACUCUUCUGCUUCAUCUAGUUUUACAUUAAUAGGAACAUUUGCGUCCAUUUUGUUCAUAUCAUCAGUAAAUAAAGAAGAGGAAGCGUUUUACAAGGAUCAAGUGUUUAACUACCGAUGGAUUUUAAAGAUUUCUUCAAAGGGCUUUGAUCAAGUGGGUAGUGCUUUGCAAAAGUUGGAUUUAGUGCUUAACCAUAUUCCAGGCUUGCUAAUAGAUAAGGCAGGCUUACCCAUGGUGGUCCCCAAUGUUCCAACAAUCGACUACAAUGCGCAAAAGACUGCGGGCUACAAUAAUAACAACAAUACUAGUAAUAACAAAAAUCUGCAUUCAAAUCAAGGCUCACCUCAAAACCAACAAUCGCCAUUAACUCAGGGUAGUAUAAGUGGUGGCGGAGGAGCUGCUGGUGCAGGGAUCGGAGCAGGAGCUGCUAGAAAUAGAAUGAGAAUGAAUCCUCAACAACAGCGUCCCCAGGGCACUCCGUCGAAUAAUUCCUACAUCUCUUCGCCACAGCACUUCCACACUCCCAUGUCAGCGAAUAAUAAUGUCCAAGGUGGCAAUGUGCACCAAACUAUAUCUCGGGGAGGUCAGUUUGUAAUCAAUUCUCCUCAAUCUUCACAGGGCCUAUCACCCAAAGAGAUUAUCAAGCAACAGCGUCCCGUAAGCUGGAUGAAUGGUGAAGAAAACAACAUCAACAAUGGCGAUCUCAGCCAAGGACAAUCUAUAAACGAAUCGGAAAAUAAUUCGUACGCCAAUCCAAAGGUGAGUCCCAGCAUGAGCAACUCUCCUAGCGGACCUCUAUCUGCUCCAACGCAGAGUGACGACAAUCUAUCGAUCAAUUCUGAACAUAAAUAA
Molecule: messenger RNA, 3294 nt
Organism: Dujonia railenensis
Lineage: Eukaryota; Fungi; Ascomycota; Pichiomycetes; Serinales; Debaryomycetaceae
Source: the annotation of a GenBank genome assembly